Molecule: messenger RNA, 8736 nt
Organism: Lepisosteus oculatus (spotted gar)
Lineage: Eukaryota; Metazoa; Chordata; Actinopteri; Semionotiformes; Lepisosteidae
Gene: map3k9
Product: mitogen-activated protein kinase kinase kinase 9
Biological process (GO): protein phosphorylation; signal transduction
Cellular component (GO): cytoplasm
Molecular function (GO): ATP binding; protein binding; MAP kinase kinase kinase activity
Source: RefSeq, a predicted model, not a curated record
UCAACGAUGGAUGCAAGCAGAACUGGGCAAUAGCAAAGCUGCAAUUCCGAUACAGAGACUUGCGUUCUUUAUUCUGUAUGUCCCGGGGAGGACCGAGACCUGAAACCGUGAUUAAAUGACACGUUUUUUGGAAACAGUGCUACGGACUUCUGCAAGCUCUCUGCUUCAGCGGCUUUGUUAAGGGUACUGACCCUUGUGUCCCAAGCCAGGUGUAUGAGCCGCCAGGAUAAUCCAGGCUGCCCCUAUGGAUCGGUUCAAUGGAUGCCUUCAAAUCCCCUUUUAAUAAUAACUCAAGUGUCAUCGGGUCUGCUGCCCAGCCAUCCAACACCGAGAUCCCGGCGGAGGCAGAAGCUGUUGCCUGGCCGCAGAGCCCCCAGGAUGGCACUGCCGCCGCCCCAGCCUCGGUCCCCGCUGUCUCUGGCUACUGGACGGCCGUCUUUGACUACGAUGCUAACGCCGAAGAUGAGCUCAGUUUACGGAAGGGGGACGUGGUCGAGGUGCUGUCGAAGGACUCGUUAGUUUCGGGGGAUGAGGGCUGGUGGACAGGGAUGAUAGAAGACCGGGUGGGCAUUUUUCCCAGCAACUACGUGAGGAGCGGACACUGCAUUUCGAGAAACCUGCAGGGCAAGGAUGCGGAGGACUAUUCGAACUGCCCCGCACACCCUUUACACCUGCUGGAGAUUGACUUCUCUGAGCUGGCCCUGGAGGAGAUCAUCGGUGUGGGGGGAUUCGGGAAGGUGUACCGGGCUCUGUGGCGCGGCUUGGAGGUUGCGGUGAAGGCGGCAAGGCGGGACCCUGACGAGGAAGUGGGCCAGACGCUGGAGAGCGUGCGGCAGGAGGCCAAGCUGUUCGCCAUGCUGCGCCACCCCAACAUCAUGGGCCUGGUGGGCGUCUGCCUGCUGGAGCCCAACCUGUGCUUGGUGAUGGAGUUCGCCCGUGGCGGAUCGCUCAAUCGGGUGCUGUCUGGCAAGAGGAUCCCCCCUCACAUGCUGGUGGACUGGGCAGUGCAGAUCGCCAGUGGCAUGCAUUACCUCCACUGCCAGGCGAUCGUGCCCAUCAUCCACCGCGACCUCAAGUCCAGCAACAUUCUGAUCCUGGAGAAGGUGGAGAACGCAGACCUGGGCAACAAGACCCUCAAGAUCACCGACUUCGGCCUGGCGCGGGAGUGGCACCGCACCACCAAGAUGAGCGCGGCGGGCACCUACGCCUGGAUGGCACCGGAGGUCAUCCGGUCGUCCACCUUCUCCAAGGGCAGCGAUGUGUGGAGCUACGGAGUGCUGCUCUGGGAGCUGCUGACAGGAGAGGUGCCAUUCCGGGGCAUCGACGGGCUUGCAGUGGCCUAUGGAGUGGCAAUGAACAAGCUGGCACUACCCAUCCCCACCACCUGUCCGGAACCGUUCGCCAAGCUGAUGGAGGACUGCUGGAACCCAGACCCACAUUCCCGCCCCACCUUUACCAGCAUCCUGGACCAGCUGACUGCCAUCGAGGAGUCGGGCUUCUUUGAGAUGCCAGCCGAGUCCUUCCACUCGCUACAGGAUGACUGGAAACUGGAGGUGCAGGAGAUGUUCGACCAGCUGCGGGCGAAAGAGAAGGAGCUACGCUCAUGGGAAGAGGAACUGAGCCGGGCAGCGCUGCAGCAGAAGAACCAGGAGGAGGCGCUGCGGCGGCGAGAGCAGGAGCUGGCGGAGCGCGAGAUCGACAUCUUGGAGCGCGAGCUGAACAUCAUCAUCCACCAGCUGUACCAGGAGAAGCCUCGCGUGGAGAGCCGCCAGGGCAAAUUCCGCAGAAACCGCCUCAAACUCCGUGACGGCAACCGCAUCAGCCUGCCUUCAGAUUUUCAGCACAAGAUCACAGUGCAGGCCUCGCCAACGCUGGACCGCAGGAAAAGCCUGAUGAGCAGCAGCUCCAGCCCCCCUGCCAGCCCCACCAUCAUCCCACGCCUCCGCGCCAUCCAGCUGACCCCGGGAGAAAGCAGCAAGACAUGGGGGCGGAAUGCUGCAUUCCAGCCUGACGGAGAGGACGAGGAGAGGAGAGGCCCCCGCAGGAAGGGCAGGACCUGGGGGCCGGGGCCGCUGUGUCACAGAGAGCUACAGACUGGGGACGAGAGUGUGAAGGUGCUGUUAGAGGGGAACAAGCAGUGGUCGUCCAGCACGCCCAACCUGCGCAGAUCACCUCGGAGCAGCCCCGCGGUGCCAGGUGUGCCCAGCGUGACAGAGAUGGACGAUGAAGACUGCUGCUAUGCAACAGAAGCAGGGGACAUUUCUUCGCCACCUGCAUCACCUAGCCACUCCUACCUCUGCAUCCCCUUCCACAGGGAGGGGCAUGUUGCCGAGGGCAACGGGGAACAUGCCUCCACUGUCUGUGCCCCGGACACGCCCCCCAGCAGCAUGAAGCGCAGCCCAGCGGGGGGUCGGAGGUCAGAGCUGGUGCUGCUGGGGUGCGGGGCUCUGCUGGCUGCAGUAGGGCUGGGUUUUGACCUGUUGGGCCUCAGCCGGCCUGAGGAGAGCAAGCACCGCAGGGAGGGUUUCUUCCACCGCACGGGGGGCCAGCGACGCAGCACAAGCCCCCCCACCAGGAAGCUGUUCCGGAAGGAGAGCCCCAUGCCUCGCCCUGUCCCCCUUGCCGAGAGACCCUUCCCCUCCUCCCUCACCCUCCUGUCUCUCUCCUCCAUCUCGGACUGCAACUCCACGCGUUCCCUCCUGCGGUCCGACAGCGAGGAGCUGCUGGUUUACAGGCCGCCUCCGGCCCCGAACCCCCUGGUCAACACUCACCUGGAGAGUUUCAAACGCCACCCCCGCCAGUCCCUCACACCCACACAUGUCCCUGCUGCCCCCAGCACCAAUCACAGCCUCCGACGGACGCCCUCCGAUGGAGCCAUCAAGAGAGGGUGCCCCCAAAGUAGCAUUCAGCCAUUAUCUGGCAGCGCAGAGGGACCUGCCGAUCCCCCAGCAUGCAGCCCGAGGGGUCUCAAGAGCGACGUCUCAGAGGUGCCCCGUCUGCCAGACCCCAACCUGGUGUUCCCCCCGACCCCUCGGCGCCGCUGCCCCCCCGAGCGCCCCAAAACCCUGGACGUGUUGGCCCGGCCUCGCCCCUCACCCCGAGUGUGCCGGGAGCUCUCCUGGGGGGACUCCCCGGGCGGUCGAGGGGGCUGCGGGGUGUCCCCCGCUCACAGCUCCAGCACUGGUACCCCACCCACUUUGGAGUUGGGCGGGGCAGGGGGGGUCCACUGCAGUGAGAGGCCCCGUACCCUUGAGCCGCCCACCCCCUCCACCCAGCAGCGCAGAACCCUGCUCGACCAAGACGAUGAGGGGCAGUGCCGGGACGGGACGCUCCCUCUCUGCAGACCUGAAUCGCAGAUCCCCAAGCAUUCCCCCUUUCGCCUCCGACCAGGUUUCUGGUCUUAGCUUGUCCAUUCUUGCCCCCCUGACAAGCACGCACCUGUCCUGGUUCCUGUGCAGGGGCGGUCGUCUUUUUUUAUUCAUUUCUGCUUUCAUUUUUUUAGCCUUCCAUAAUUCAAACUCAUCCAGAAGCAUCCUCUUUCAUUGAAGAAGACAGAUGGGAGACCAAUUGCUAACGAGCUGCUGCUAAAGUUGAGACAGCUGUCCUUGAUACCUUCCUGGCUGUAAUUUUGUUACGUUCUGCACACAAAUUUCAGUUUUUGUUUCAGAUGUGGCAAAGGGUAUGCAGUAAACAUAGAUCAGAUAAACAGAGCAAAAACAGUAGCAAAAUACUCUUGUUAACAGCUGGCUUUUUUCUCAGAUGCACUGAACCCUUCAUAGAGCUUUAACAUAUUUUGUAAACUUUCAUGAAAGUGUCUUUCAUUCUCUUUCUGCUGUUCAUGGCACACAGGAAGAGCAGCUUCAUGAAUGUAAGGCUUGAUUGUAUUGAUGGAAACAGACCUGAAAGCAAUUGUACCUUGAGAAACAGGCCUUGAACCUAAAGAGUUCUUUGAGGAAAUGUUUCCUUUCUAAUCCUUCUCGCUUAGUCUGGACUUCUAAACAGCAGUUGUCAACAUAACAUGUGAAGUGGAAAAUAGUGAUAUUGUACAAAAGACCUAUAAUCUUUUCGAGCUGUUUUGGACAGCACUGAUUUCUGGGUUCAUCUAAAUCUUUCUGUAUCUACCCAGUUGUUCUGCACUAACGGUACUGUGGUCUCUAAGUACCAAUAAAAAGUAGGUCCUGUUUCCCCCCUAAAUUAAUAUUUAAAAACACAGCAGACAUAAUGUAGCGUAAUUUAGGCUCAUAUUAAUCAAGAUUUCUGCUCACUUCCCUUUAAAAAUUGCAAAUCUUACACUCGGUGGUAAAAUCUACAUUGGAUUGAACUGAACUGGGUACAUAAUUUGGGAUUGGUGGGAAAGACAGAGUUUUUAUUAAAGCUCUGUUUCAAAGUGUCCCUCGCGCUGUUAGUGCUAUUUCAUUUGGAACAUACAGUAUUAAUAUCUAGAGGUUAGGGACCUCUUCUCUGGAAGCCUGCAAAGUGAAUUGAAUUGUUACCUGGGUGAUCACAUACUGUAUAGUGUCUCUGUGUUCACUGGGACAUUUUGAGACAUGACAGGAUUUUUAUAAAGCAUUUAGGCUGAGGGACUUGGAGAAGAUUUGCAAUUUUAAAGUUGCAGUAAGAAAAAAUAAUUGCAGCAAAAAUUUGUAUGAUUGUCAUUUUGAAGCAUUAUUAUGUGGUUUAUUAUUAAGGAAAUUGUCACUUGACAUACUAUUGAAUCCUUACAAUAAAAUAUGCUUUAUGAACUUAUUUAUGCUACUAUUGCACUCGAUUAAGUAGUUCUACUCGAUGAGCAACGGAGCAUUAUGUUUUAUGAAAAUUUAAACCAUCUGGUCUGUCUCAAAGUGUCCCAAAAGGUCCCCCUACCUGUAACCAGCACCUACAGGCAUAUGAGUAAGAGACCACAGAGGUCCCAAAAUGAAUGUAUUGGCAAAAAAAAAAACAAUCCACACACCCCAAAGGGCUUUCUGUGGUUUUUUGUUUUGUGCUUCAAAAUUAAGAAUCACAGUGUCAGAAUCAGUUUUUAAGUAAAAAGAACUUCUGAGAACAAAUCCGCAUAAGGAACCUUAUGAAGAUCUUGUAAUCAAGGGAAAGUCAGCCGUGUGCCAGUGUCACAGAAUGUGUGGUGAACAUGCUGUUUUCCGUUCCUUCAGAAACACGAAUGUAGCAAACGUUUGCCAUCUUGGGCCUUUGUCUAGGGUCCCUUUGGCUGCUCCCAGAACCCACUGAGGUUCAUCCCUGUGUCUUAAAAUACACUUGAGGUGCUUUCUGUUGCCACAGUAUCAGUUUCCUGUGUGCUAAUGUCCGUUUGGAUGGGGAACAUAUGCAAGGUACACCUAUUGACUGUAAUUUCCGCUGCUAAUUUUUGCGUCAUCGUAAAGUAACUGUCACAGCUGUCAGCCUGUAAUGGUUGGUUUGGAAAUUUUUCACCACACCUGUAAUCCAGUCAGAAUUUCAAUGCACUUACAAAUACAGUGCAAAACGUUGGAGAACUGAAAGUACUUCACCUAUUAGGCUGGCUUGUACCAGGCAUUGUGACGCAAACCGUUCGUCUGUUCUGUUUGGCUUCAUGCAUUUAAAUUUUAUUUGCAAACUGCCAAUGUAAUGUAUUUAUUUCUCAGUCCAUCUCACUAUAGCCGUUUAAAUAAGUAUUAAUAAUGGUUUAUCCAACGCAACAUACCUUUUCACACUAGGGGACAUUUUCCUAAAACAUGCUGAGAAAAUGAUGGUACUCAAGAGUACAAUAGCUGGGGUUUGAACCCACAAUCUUCUAAUUUGUCCUGCCCUAACCAGUGUUCCAUAUUCCUGGCUGGGAUGGGUAUUAACAUCUGCAAUACUGAAAGCAGUUUUGUCCAUAAACCAUCACAUUCAAUAUAAAUACUUCAUUCCAUGCUCACUGAAUAUAGAAGUGUAGCUGUUGAAGUCCAGAUUCAAUAAAACCGUCAAGCAAGCUGUUGCAGUGCAAAUUCCAAAGCCUAGGGCUUGAUUGCAAAUUUCCGAUGGUUUAAAACCAGGCCACCAGCAGAAGGUACUAAGUUUAGGAAUUAUGCUGGGAGGAUGGGUCAAAUUUCAUUUUCAAAUGUAGGCCUACAACUACAACUGAUGGCGAAACCUACAAUUAAACUGUAAAUGUAGUGUCUAGGAAAAAAAGUGACAGAGAACCUAAAUUAAUUUGUUGUUGAAGCAGCUUACAUUUUUCUUUCCUGUUUCUCAAUAUUACUGUGAUUUGCUAACUUCAAAACUGAACUGUGCUGUGGUACUUGACAUCAGUGGCUAGUUACAUUUUCUCUAAAGGUGUGUGGUACUGUAUGUGAGGUUCCCUCUUUUAUGGUGUGUGUGGUUUAUCUGUGUUUGCAGACUACUUUGGAAUUUGGAAUUCUGUGCUGCUGUCUUUUUUUUUCCGCUUACAACCUAUUUACCUAAACACACCACACAUUAAGAUAUAGAAUUUCCCUUAACGUACUUUGAGGUUUUCUUUGGUCAUUAAGGCUGAAAGGGUCUGGCACAAGCACUUAGAUGAUAAUGCUGGGAAACCUUUGUGAAGUGAGGUAAAUACAUUUUAUUUAGGCUUUCCUGCUCAGCAGAAGAAAACUGGUCUUCAGAAGAUGUACCUUCCACCUCAAUUGCAAACAAGAUGGCACAAGUUUUCAAAUGGCUACAAACCACAGCUCUAAUCCCAUAGCACCUGUAAUGUUUUGGUGGCUCAGUUUAUAGUUAAUACAAUAAAGUCUUGCUCUGUUUCCAAGAUGCUGGAAGUCCUUCUCCUGGAAGCCCUGGUGGCAUUUUUGAUUUGUUUAUUUAUUUGUUAUUUAUUUAUAUGUUUUUUAUAUGUUUGUUCUUUUGUAUGAAGCUUUUUCAGUGAUCGAAUGAAAAUAUUGUUUUUUUUCCCUUCAGUAGGGACCAUAAUUGUGACACAAUCAGCAGCCUGUAAGGGUAGCAGUAUGGCAGUGACAAAGGAUAAUGAAACCAUUUGAAAAACAACUUUAGGACUUAAGAGGCUUCUGUUGAGGUGUUGCCCUCCAUUAUGAAGUCAUUUGUUCUUUUCAUGUCCAAAAAGUUUCUUCCUGGCCAGUUCAAAGUGGGUGUCUCAUAAGGUGCAAAUAUAUUUUCAUAUGUAGUGUCCUUGUACCCAAUGCAGUUCUGAAAAAUAAUAUUUGAAAAGGUUUGAGUCACAUUUGAAUGUAGCCUGGAGUAGUAAUCCAAUUGGUAAUAUAGAUGUAAAACACACUGUUUCAUAGUGGAUCUAUGCUCUCUGUAUCAGCCAUCUCCAUUUUUCUAUUAGGAAAACAGCAGUGGGGAAAACCCUUCUGUUUUACAAAUGAAGCCUGCAUGUGAGCAACAUGAAUUAGAGAUUUCCUGGACAGCAGUACAGUAGUGGUUCCCACACAAAUUUGUAUCUUCUUUUGCAAAACACUUUUAUGUUUUUAAACAUAUUUAUUUUCCUGCAAACAAUCUAGUGUUGAUGAAUCUAUCGGGGGUAUCACCCAGGUGUUGAAAUGACUCAACUCAUUUUGAUGAAAUCAUGCUGUGAUCUCGCAAAACUGUACUGUAUGUGAAUGUCAGCAUCCAAGUUCUGACUCGUAUUCUUUCCUAAUUAAAAUGUGCAACUCUCAAAAUAGCUUGCUAAUAAUGUGGUAUAACACAUUGUAUCACACAAGGGUCUCCAGCCCUGUUCCAGGAGAGCUCUGAUUCCGUUAUUCUUAGUUAAGUCAUGUGUCAAUGAAGGAAACACUAGUCUGGUAUUCUGCUAUUUUAUCCUAAAGAUCUCUAAAUGACUUAAUUGGAUACACCAUCUGUUUUAUUGAUUACAGUGAAAUUGUUCCAGGUCUUUAAAAAAUCCUGAUUUACAGGCUACCUAUAAAGUCUGCAGGACUAGCGCUCUCCGGGCCUAGAAGUGUAGAUCUCUGCUGUAUCGAGUUCAAAAAUACAAAGUGGUGUCUGGAUCGAAUUUCAAAUAGCUUUUUAUAAUCGGUUUUAUUUUCUAGAAUUACAAUUGGGAAGCAAUACACUGGCCACCUAAGAUUCAUAACAUUUCACACACUGCUACUCAAACGGCGGCGGCCCUUCCAACCUCCUGCACUCCAGAAUUGUGUUCCAACCAACUCCUUAAUUCUUUUCACCAAUAAAUCUACCAGAUCGCUAUGGCAGUGAAGUUGUUGGUUUUAUCAGAUGUCUGCAAUGGAGCAAAUUGGAUGGGCUGCAUGUUGAGCAGCCCUGCUCUAACAGCACUUAGAAGAUUCCCAAAUCAAGGAUUGAGAAAAGCCUUGUGAGCUCUGCAGGAUUCCCGAGCCUUGGUGUAGACAGAGGGAUUUACCUGAAACAAAUUGGCCAUCUUUCGUCAUCCAAAACCUUCUGUCCAAGUCAGGUGUCAUAGAAUUUUGUCAUCAAGCUGUAUUUGUUCCACAGUAUGCACCACUGUCAUUGUUGAAACGUUGGUUUGUUUUCUGAUGUCAGAAAGUUUUAAAAACCACAAGCUGUGCUGUAAACAUUUUUUUAAUAACGUUGUUAAGUUGUAGAAUAUUUGAAUAUUGAAAAAUAAGCUGUUUGUCCUCAUAUUUAAACCAAGGAUGCCAAGCAGGCUUGGUUCUAUGGCUAUAGGUACUAUUAUGAUAAUGACAAAGAUGAUUAUUAUAAUGAUGGUGACAGUAUUAUUAUUAUUGCAUUCAGUAUAUGACACUGUUAUAGGAUUUGUAUCUGCACUGGAGCACAUAGACCAAUAAAAUCAUAGUAAAAAAGAAA